AAGAAAUCUGUUUAAUCACCCACCCAUCAUCCCCUGCUUCUGUUCCUCCAAAUCCAAACCCUAAGACAACCUAAUUUUCAGUUCUCUUCUUCCCUUCUCUUCUACCUAUUUUUACAUUUUUUUACACUCCUCUCUUGUUAUGUCUCUCUGAUUCUGCUCUCUUUCUUGUGGAACCCUUUAUUUCCCCAACAUUUUUUUUACAUUUUCAUCUCAACUUUCAUGGGAGAGACCAACAAACGACGUCUCUCCGACCAUACCCACCAACGGAGUAAGAAGCAUCUACCUUCCUCUUCCCCUUCUUCUGCUACUCCAUCUCCUAUUCCUUCAAACUCACUUUCUCAUCAAACACACUUCCACAAUCCCUCUCCCCACCCACCCCACAAGAAUUCAACCCCACAUUUUCUUUCCUAUCUCGAUUUCCCUAAUUUGCCUUUUCAGAUCAAAUUAAUGUGUGAAAUCAUCGCCAAUUCCCCUUCUCUCGACGUUGAAAAGGCUUUGGAAGACACUGGCAUUCAUGCUACUCAACAAGAUGUUGAGGAGGUUCUCAAAUUAUCUUACAGAUUCCCAGGUUCCUCUGUCAAAUUCUUCCGGUGGUCCGGCCGCAAACUCAACGACCAACACAGCCCCUAUGCUUGGAAUUUGAUCAUCGACAUGUUGGGUAAGAAUUUAUAUUUCGACCCUAUGUGGGAUGCUAUGAAGUCCAUGAAGUCAGAAGGGCUGCUUUCUUUGGCCACUUUUGCUUCUGUGUUCAGUAGUUAUGUUGUUGCUAAUCGUGUUAAAGAUGCCAUUAUGGCUUUUGAGGUUAUGGAUACUUAUGGUUGCCCUCAUGAUGUAGUUGCAUUCAAUUCCCUUCUAAGUGCUAUUUGUAGGGAUGGAAACACUAAGGAUGCAGAUGAGUUCUUGCAAAUAGCUAAGCGAAAAAUUAGGCCUGACCUUGAUUCUUAUGCCAUUGUAUUAGAAGGGUGGGAAAGUGAAGGAAAUACAGUCUGUGCCAAGCAAACUUUUGGAGAGAUGAUUGAGGAGAUUGGUUGGGAUCCCACCAAUACCCCUGCCUAUAAUUCUUUUUUGUGUGUAUUGUUGAGGGAUCCCAAUGGGCUACAACGGGCAUUGGUGACCUUCCAAAGAUUAAAGGAUAAGAUGUGCUAUCCAGGAUUUAAGUUUUUCAAGCUUGCCCUUGAUGAGUGCAUAAAGUGUGGCGACAUCAAAUCGGGCAAGUAUCUUUGGAAUGAAAUCAUACAGAGUAUUAAUUUUCAGCCUGAUACAUAUAUGUUCAAUUCAAUGAUAGCUCUUUGUUGUCAUCAAAAUGAUACUGAUGAAGCAAGAAGGCUGUUAGAUGAGAUGAUAUGUUUUGGGGCAUUCCCCAAUGCGGAAACUUACAAUUUGUUAUUUCAGUUCUUAUUAAAGGGAAGAAAGUUAAGGGAUGCAUCAGCUAUCUUUGAUGAAAUGAUAAAAAAUGAGUUUAUUCCAAGCCAUGCUAAUUGUAAUGCAGCAAUCAGGAUUUACAUUGAAAGUCAAGAUCCGAAUGGGGCCAUUAAAGUAUGGAAAUGCAUGCUUAAAAACUAUGAUUCAGAUCUCGAAGAGACUGGUAAUUUCUUAAUUGUACGGCUCCAAGAUCAGAAGAGGUUGCCAGAAGCCGUCAAAUAUGCUCACGAGAUGGUCGAUAGAGCAAUCAAGUUGAAAGAUUCAACUUUGGCCAAACUAAAACAUAGCCUUUUUGAAGUUAGAAAGGAAUCUAUGUACGAUGAGCUAAUGGUGAAGUUGAAAUGUUCUGAGAAAUAAGUACUUUGGUGUAGAAACGAAUUUUUGCUUGAUGAUCAUUUGGUAUGAAGGAAGAUGAAGGUAGCCUGUUUUGGCAACACUCAUUAAAACCACAACCUCCUGAAGAGACAGCUUUUUUGCAUGACAAGAUUCAUGGGAUGUGCAACAGUUCAAUCAUAUUUCCAGGAACUCUUUCAUACUAUUGAAGUUGCAGUGGAGUGGUGUUUUGUGAAAGGACUGAUAUUAGAGGGGGAUAUUAAGGGUAUACGGUGAGUAGGAGAAGAUAAACAAUCUUUUGGAGUACGAAUUAGGGCUUGAGACUAUCUCAAGAUUUAGAGGGCUUAAGUACCACAAAACCUUGUGUUUCUAUUAUCUUUUAUAUUUUUCAACAUAUCCGUGUUCCGUCAAUAUAUCUCAAUCAAACUGAUAGAACCAAACUUCCUCCCAUACAGCCAUACUGGUGUUUAGAACCAAACAUCCUAAAAAACUACUUAGUUAAUUCUUAUUAUAUCCUUAAUAUCCCUCUAAUACCAUACCUAUCAUUUUGUACAAUGCAAAAUGUUUUUGAGGUGCGAAGACGGCUCUGCCACAAAUUUUGGUGUUCAAUGAUAGAGGAUAUCCUCUUCCACCUGCCAUUUCAAGAUGAGAGGGAGGAUCUUUGGUUAGUUUUUAUUUUGCUUCUCUUCGGAGUUUUUUGCUUGAGCUGAAUUGAAGAACUUCUAGAAAUAAGAGGUUGAGAGGCUUUGAAGAGGUGUGGACUUGGGUUUUUUUUUUAAUACCUCUGCGAGUUCUUGCAUCCGAGCCGACAAACCAUGGGUCAUAUUCUUACUUCUUUUGUUGUGUGCUCACUUCAUUUUUUAUUUCUUUCAUUAUUGUCCACUUCCACACCUUCUAGGUUGAAUUGUCUGCGUGUCUUCUUUCAUUAAGAUGAAAGUUUAACUUUAAAACAAAGAUCUUUAAUAUAUUAUGAAAAAGAAAUCUUAGUUUAUGGCUCUUAGUUUAGUUCAUUUUUUGACCUUUGAAUCAAUUUCUUUCAUUUCAAAUCUUAAAGUUGAAAUCACUGUAUUAUAAGUUGUCCUAUUGGGUUUCCUCUGCAACGUUAUUGUGUUGCAGUGCCAAAAGGUUGAUAUUUGUUAUUUGAUGAUCUUUUCAAUGAUACUUAGUUUGAUUUA
This is a messenger RNA of Cucumis sativus (cucumber), 2930 nucleotides long. RefSeq names its product pentatricopeptide repeat-containing protein At1g77360, mitochondrial. The record is from RefSeq and is a predicted model, not a curated record. The coding region runs from base 220 to 1779 and encodes 519 amino acids. Lineage: Eukaryota; Viridiplantae; Streptophyta; Magnoliopsida; Cucurbitales; Cucurbitaceae. Gene Ontology annotation, molecular function: protein binding. The transcript is spliced from 2 exons.